This is a messenger RNA of Rubroshorea leprosula, 820 nucleotides long. NCBI's taxonomy places the organism in Eukaryota, Viridiplantae, Streptophyta, Magnoliopsida, Malvales, Dipterocarpaceae. The record is from the annotation of a GenBank genome assembly.
AACAGAGAAAACAUGAAAAAACGACAAUCUUAUUAUUAUCAGUGAUUUGUUCUACAUGAAGGAUAACAAGCCAGAAAUUCAUAAGAACUCGGCCAAGACGCUCUACAGACAAUUACUAUAGCUUGAGCUGCAGCAAAGUAGAAGGCCAAAUGGGAUUCCAUUCUCACUCUGCUUUUUCUGCCUUUUCUUCCUUUGUUCCCUUCACUUCUUUGGCAUCCUUCACCUUAGGUUGCCCCUUCUUAGGCUUCAAAAAGCAGAAACAUGAGCAACAAGGGCACUGGAACAAGAACUUCAUUGUGUUUCCUCUGCUUUCCUUUUUUUCUCAAAGUGUCCUAAAACUCGGGUGUAUAGAAAGAAAAGAUUCCUUCACUAUUGCAAUUCCUUUCUAUCUUCUUUCCCAUCGGAUUCCACUUCAAUCAUUUUCAGUAGAGAAGAUGCUGCCAAAUAACGCCAAUGUGGCUCCUGGUGGGGCUAUCCAUAGGCAAAAAGAUAAAGCUAAUUUCCCUCAAAUUCUCAGUAGGUUCUUCUUGUGGGUCACCUUUACCACAAAUCAGCUAGAAAGGAAGUGCUCCUUUUGAUUUCCUUGCUUCAUUAAAAUGAUUCUUAAGCUGGCAAGCACUACUGGAUAGGUAGAUUCUCAAAACCUUUGCAUGUGAGUAGAAAAUCAAUAUGGGCUACUUAAACAUCAUUGAAUAUGGAUCAUGCAGGACUAUUUUCAUGAUUAGAUUGUUGAAGUUGAAACAACUAAAAACAGACAUUAUACCAUUACUUUUCUCAUUUAUUCUCACUUUUUGGAGAGAAUUAAAGGUCAAUCCAUCCU